Messenger RNA from Letharia columbiana, 1206 nucleotides. RefSeq lists its product as uncharacterized. The transcript is spliced from 5 exons. The coding region runs from base 1 to 1206 and encodes 401 amino acids. Lineage: Eukaryota; Fungi; Ascomycota; Lecanoromycetes; Lecanorales; Parmeliaceae. The record is from RefSeq and is a predicted model, not a curated record.
AUGGAGUUCACCACUCCAGUGUAUGUGGGUGUCAACCUCGACGCCAACGAUGGACCUCAAAUGAAUGCUGUUGCCAUCAUAUUCAUAAUAUUGUCCUUUACCACCCUCGUUCUUCGUUUGUUCUCCCGUCUACAUACCAAAGUAUCCAUUGGCAUGGACGACGAACUCAUAGUGGUAGCUGCGGUCCUUUCCUGGGGCUACACCGCGACAGUGAUAUUCGAGGUUGAGCAUAACUAUUAUGGCCAGCACAUCGGCAAAUCUGAUACGCACCAUCUCGAGGAAUUCAACAAAGGACUAUAUGGUCUGGCUAUUGUCUAUCCUCUUGCUCUUACCUUCAGUAAACUAUCGCUUCUGGCGCUAUAUUGGCGUAUCUUUCGAGUGACAAAUGCGAGACGCCCUUUGCAGAUAGUUGCAGCACUUAACAUAGGAUGGAUGAUAGCUGCAUUCAUCGUUGGCAUAUUCAGCUGUACACCUAUUCGAGGCUUCUGGGACGCAACGAUCAAAAGCCGGUGCAUCCAGUACCCUCAAUUCUUCACUUCGAACGAGUCUUUCACAAUCAUUUUAGACCUGGUGGUUCUGCUCAUGCCCGUGUACUUCAUUUCCCACCUUCAGCGGUCUGUUUCACAAAGAAUUUCCAUUAGCAGUACAUUUCUUCUAGGUCUUGUUGUAACGGUGGUCUCAGCUGUACGGUUGUGGCAACUCGUUCUCGCCCAAAGAAAGCCUGGCUUCGAUCCAACUUUCAACGAAACUCCUGCUGCAUUAUGGGCCAUCGUCGAGCUUAACCUUUGGAUUAUCGUUGCCUCAAUACCCGCCCUGCGACCUCUCAUAACCAAGACACUUCAAGACCGGCGUGAGCGUAACAGUGCCUCCGGUUCAAAAUCGUACACAUAUGGUUCAGGGUCAUUGAAAGGCCUCAAAGCCCUUCUCUGGCCUUCGCAAGGCCGUCCUUCUACGCUAUCACGAUCAAACGGCCGCUUACCACUAGAUGGCGAAGAGACGAGAGGGGCGGUCGGGGCUGAAUCGUCGCGCUCUGUUGAGGACUACAACGUUCAAGUCUCUGCACCAGUCCCCAGAGAGGCGACAUGGACGCCACUUGGCGUUGCUGAGGUUGGACUAGACGAUGUCCAGUUACAGGAACUGGGUGGCAUCCGCGUGGAUCGAGAGGUAAAGGUCUCGCAACCCGAGAAUGCGUACCACCGAAUCUGA